This is a messenger RNA of Myotis brandtii (Brandt's bat), 1800 nucleotides long. It is a transcript of the gene PNPLA5, whose product is annotated as patatin-like phospholipase domain containing 5. Lineage: Eukaryota; Metazoa; Chordata; Mammalia; Chiroptera; Vespertilionidae. The transcript is spliced from 8 exons. Gene Ontology annotation, molecular function: triacylglycerol lipase activity. The record is from RefSeq and is a predicted model, not a curated record. Gene Ontology annotation, cellular component: lipid droplet; membrane; cytoplasm. Gene Ontology annotation, biological process: triglyceride catabolic process; lipid homeostasis. The annotation marks the transcript as partial.
UGCGACCGGCUGCUGGACCUGGCCAAGCAGGUGGAGCAGCUGAGCCUGGGCGUGUUCCACCCCGCCUUCGCACCCAUCGAGCACAUCCAGCGGCAGCUGCGGACCUUCCUGCCCAGUGACAUCCACGUCCUGGCCUCCCAGCAGCUGGGCAUCUCCCUGACCCGCUGGCCCGACGGCCGCAACGUCAUCAUCACGGACUUCGCCACCCGCGAGGAGGUCAUCCAGGCCUUGAUCUGCACCCUGUACAUCCCUUUCUACUGUGGGGUGAUCCCCCCCGAAUUCAGAGGGGAGCGCUACUUCGACGGGGCCCUGAGCAACAACCUGCCCUUCUCGGACUGUCCCAGCACCAUCACCGUGUCGCCCUUCACCGGGACGGUGGACAUCUGCCCCCCGAGCACCUCGGCCAGCAUGCUCGAGCUGAACGCCUUCAACGCCAGCUUCCAGUUCUCCACCAGGAACUUCUUCCUGGGGCUCUCCUGCGUCAUCGCGCCCAGCACCGAGAUGUUGGUCCACUACUGCAGACAAGGCUACCUGGACGCCCUGAGGUUCCUGGAGAGACGCGGACUCACCAAGGAGCCGGUGCUGUGGACGCUGGUGUCAAAGGAGCCCCCGGCCCCAGCCCAUGGGACCCGGGACACUGGCCAAGACGGAGGCCAGAAGGAGGGCCUGUCGCUCAACUGGGCAGUGCCCAGCGUGCUGGUCAAGGACGUGCCCAACUUCAAGCAGCUGUCGCCGGAGCUGGAGGCCGCCCUGGAGAAAACAAGUAGGAGGGACCCCAGGCCCUGGGCCCGCUUCCGCCGCUCGACGCCCGGGAAGGCGCUGACCUACCUGCUGCUGCCCUGCACGCUGCCCUUUGAGUACGUCUACUUCCGGGGCAGAAGGCUGGUUCUGUGGCUGCCCGACCUGCCAGCUGACCUGCGGUGGAUGCGGGGCGAGCUGCGGCGCGGGGCCCUGUGGGUGUGCUCCGGGCUGAGGGACCAGCUCCUCGCGAGGCUCAGCCCACCUGUCUCCAGCCCGCUCCCACCGGAGGCAGCUCCUCCCACGCACCCGGCCCUGAAGCGCGUGCCCCCUUCCCAUCAGGCCUGAGGGGCACCAGGCUGGCCGGCCCAGCGACUGGCCUCUCCCGGUCUGUCGUGGUCCUUGUCCUGGGUGCCCACGUCCAGGCCUUGAGUGAGGCCUGGUUCUGACUCAACCUCCAGAGCUCAGAGCCUCGCCCCUGGCCCUGGAGGACCGAGGGGCGGCCUCCCUUCUUCCUCUCAGGCUCUUGUCCCCAAUGGUGUGGGUGGGUGGCCCUCAGGAGCCAGAAGGGACCCGCCAGCCCCCCUGCAGCCCCUGCUCCUUGGGGCCGGCUCCCUGGGCCCAGCACUUCUUCCUGGGGAGAGGCCCAGCCUGUUGGUGCACCCAGGUCACCCGCCCCGUCUCAUCAGAGAGAAAGGAAGCAGAAGCUACGCACAUCACAUCGUGGUUCUGGCACUGCCCUCUGGGGCCUGGCGGCGGCCCUGCUGAGGAGAAGGGCUGGUGGGGCGCCUGGCAGGGCUGCUGGCAGAGUGAGCUGAGCGCUUUAGAAGGCGGGGAAGAUGCUCUGCCCUGAGAUCGGGAGCAGAUGGGGGGAUGGGGUGCUGUGCCUGCCCUCACAUCCUUUCGCUGAGUUCUCUGUCCGGCACCAGCCCUCGGGCAUGACCCCCGUGGUCUGCUCACUCCUCAACCUCGAUCUCUCCCUUCCUACUGGGUCCACCCAGCGAGAGCCCAGAGAUGGGAGGGGAGAGGAGAGAGGUUAAAGGGAUUAAAAUCUUUUCGGAA